UGUUUCAGGAUGUUUUAAAUACCUCAUUCACAUUAUGUAGUUUUUACCAACAGUAGAAAUGUUCCAAAUAGAAAAGACUCUGUGUUAAGUGAAGCCAAAUCAUGACAUAACAUUAAAAUAACUCUGUAUGGCUCCUGGUAUGUACUUGUUAUGCCCGUAAUAUAUCAAUACUAAGUCAAGCCAAUUCCCGUUUUUUUUUAUGUGCUGUCCCUCACUGCCAUGGUCAUACAACUCAACAAAAAAACAAACAAAAUUGCAACAUAUAGGAACUUGAGACAUGCAGUAUACAUUUCAAACAUCUCUAAGCAAUAUGCGAAAUUACCAAAUUUCAACUGAUUCUGAUAUGGCAAGUUGUCUUACUGACAAGGAAAUUAGUCAUUAAAUAUGUCACAUUCUGGCCUCAAGUCAGGAGGAAAAAAGGUGCCACUUAAACUUAAAGGAUCUUAUUGCAAUAAUACUGAAUGAUCUCCACUCUUUCAGACUCUCACAGUACACCUCCCAGGGCUGUAAUUGGCAGCUUUUCAAAGGAGUGGUGAAUGAAGGAGUCAUUGGUGGCAGUUAAAUGCUUCAUACGACGCCCGAGUCCAGAGGCCAUUCCCCCGCUGUGACGUGGAUGUUGGCAUUGACGUUGUCCUCCUCAGGGUCAGAGGUCAGGGUGAAGAGCCUGCAUGGACACAGAGGGAUACUGAAUGAAGAUGUACCGAUUCACCUCCAUACUGAAGUGGUUUUCUUUCCAUCUACAACUCCCGAGUCUUGGAGGUGAGGCAUCAGCACCUGUACAACCAGAGGGGGAGGAGUCCUGGUGCUCCAGAUGGCGCUUGGGAUCAGGUGGAGAGAGAAAUCCGCCCAGCCUAGAGAGGAGAGGCUGCUGAGCUCCACAUACAGGGGUCAGUGAACGCAACACCAGGCAGCUCAUCACCGACGCCGACUCUUCCACUGGGAUUUCACCGGACUAACCCGCCGACUGCUGGCUGGUCCCGGUCCAAGCUGCAGCUGUGGAUCUGUGACGUGAAAUCACUCUGCAGAAGAAUCUGAAGCUACGGAUUAAUUCACUUAAGAGGAAGACGGAAGACGGCAGGAUGCUCUGGCCACUGCUCUGUCUGCUUCCUCUGGCGGGCUGCGGCGCGGCGGUCCCUCAGAACAUCACAUACAAAGAAGGACUGGAUUACGAGGCAGUUGCCGUAACAACGAGGCCUCACAUCUUCAACUGCCGCUCACCCAGCAUGGAGGAUUUCACCUGCUGGUGGCUCCCAGUGGACAACCUGACGGACGUCACCUACGUCCUCACCUACAACAUAGAAAAGGGGCCCACACUCGAAUGUCCCGACUACACGACCGCCGGUCCCAGCAGCUGCCACUUUGACAAACGCCACACAUACGUCUGGAAGGUCUACUGUAUGAACGUGACCGCCAUCGCCGCCCAGAGGAACUACACUUCCCAGCAGCACUGCCUGGACGUGGCAGAUAUAGUUCAGACCGAAGCUCCCGUUAACUUGACCUACUCGCUGACAGACGCCGGCGGCCACGAAAUGGGCCACAGUGCACAGCUGUCCUGGCAGUACCCGGUGCCCUCGCACCUCCAGUACGGCUGGAUCACGCUGCUCUACGAGCUGCAGUACAGACGCGUCACCGAACCCGACAACUGGAAGGUGAAGUACCCACUGCGCGAGCCUCAUGUGACGCUGCUCGGCCUUCCUGUCAGCGACUACGUGAUCAGAGUGCGCUGCCGUUCACAGAACUACGGCUUGUGGAGCAAAUGGAGCCUCACGCUGAUUAUGAGCAUUCCCUCCAAGACACCUGCAGGAAAACUGCUGGGGCUGAUUCUGGUGACGGGCGUUGGUGUCAUGGCUCUGCUGGUUAUCGCCUUUGGUUUUGUUCCACAGAGUAGAAGGUUAAAGGAGUAUUUCCUGCCGCCAAUCCCGAAACCUCGGAUCCUGGGCAUCGACCCUCAGCUCCUUAAGAAGGGGCAUCUGGAUGAAAUCAACUUCCACCUCAGUAACUUCCACAGUUACACACCGCCGAGCUACACCAAGGAAAUCUGGGAGCAGGUCAGUGUGGACAGCGUUUGUCUCACCGCACCGAAAGACUCCGGUGUUCCUGCAGACUCCACGGACGAGGAGAAAGUGUCUCUGAUCGUUCCGUGCGACGCGAAGCCCGUCGCUGCUCGCCAUGAGUUCGUGAACCAAAACCCAGCGUCAUACGUGCAGAGUCUGUCGCCCUAUUGCUCCUCACAUCCCGGAGCCUUUGCUCCACCGCUGCUCAUCCCCGCUGCCCUGCCUCGACCUGAGCUGCAGGACUACAACGUGAUCGGACAAGAAGACUCACUCGCCGCACCUGAUGUCGCCACCCGCCGCACGCCGCCCGAUCUGUACACCUGUGUCCACCUCGUCAACGACAGCAGUCAGCUGCAUCUGGUGCCGUACAUCGCGAUGCCGUACUGCAGGGAGUUCCCGACUCUGCCCGGCGACGGUUCAAACAGAGGUGAAAAGGAAGAGGAGGAGGAGAAGAAGAAGCUAGCGGAACACCACGCCAAGGCCUGUUUGAUGAAAUCGAGGGAUGACGCCAAGGCCGAGAUGAGCGAGGCGUCUGUCCCUCUGCUGCCUGUUGCCGUUGACAACAAGUGCUAAACUUUAGCACUAUGAUGAACACUGCGGGAUGUGCUGGAAUAUGGUAAACGGUGUGAAUCAGCUUUGAAGCUUGAAAAUAUCCCAAUCCCAGUUCAACGAACUCUACAGGAGAAUGUUUCUGUUGCAAUAACGUGUUGCAUUGAGGUGACAAACUCUGGACCGUGACCUUUCUGUCUUUGGAGUCUUUUAUCCCACACAGAAGCCGUUAAUACCUUUCACAGUCUGAGUCUGUGGUUUGUUAGAGCCACGGGUGACCGAGAUUUUAAGAUUUUCACGAUGACAUUGCGGGUGAAAGAACGUAAAAAUUCAAAAAGGAGAGGGUUGUAAAUUUGCCUCCUGUAUAAAACAAACAAAGAAGAAAAACAGUAUCUGUCUAACCUCUCAUUUAGGGUUGUGUAUCUUUCUCAGGAUAAAAACAGAAAAACUGCAAAGUCAUGUUCCUCUUUCCAGUUGCUCUGUUGGUUAUGCAGCGAGGCGACCGCUAGCCUCCCCCAUCCUGCAUUUAACCAAGUGUUUCACACAAGACAAUAAGCUGCUUUUCAUAUAUUAGUUUUCCUGCUGUGGUUUCUAUGUGUCGCCAUACAAACAGUUGCUGUUCAACUCACAAAGAAAUUGCAUUUGAAAUCCUGUUAAUGUUACCAUUUUUCUGGUAGUUUCCAAGUUAUUUAUAUCUGUUGUCAUACUUUAUCGUGCCCUUAAAAGCUCAGUUAUCUUUUUUCUUUUUUUUCACAACCGUCCACCCCAGACGGUGUCUCCUUACAAACCUCUGUGUGUCUUUUGCGUCGCUAAACAAGCUCGCAUAGAAAUUACAUUUUAAAUCCUGAAAGACUCCUGUUAAUAUUACCAUAUUUCUGAUUUUUUUUUUUAGGUUUUUGUACACUACAUGUUGAGAUACUCGCAUGUGCCAGCUCAUUAUAGUCCAGAGGAACACCUGGCACGAACCUCUACUUGUGCCACAUGGAAUCUGCAAUUAUAAUGUUAGACUUUAAGAUCCUCGCCCUAAACCUCCAACCUCAUAUUAGAUUUUAUUUAAACUGCUAAUUGUCCCACUGAACGCUGGUGGCUUUAAACAUGCUGUGUGAGUUUUUUUUGUUUUUUCCUUUGCUUGUUGUCUCAACUGAUGCUGUAAACUCAGGUGUUGUGGAAACUUUCUGUGGUGACAUUUUUCCUUGCUUUGCAUUGCCAACUGAGAAAUACUGUAAA
Solea senegalensis (Senegalese sole) is the source of this 3830-nucleotide messenger RNA. RefSeq names its product prolactin receptor-like. The transcript has 11 exons. The record is from RefSeq and is a predicted model, not a curated record. Gene Ontology annotation, biological process: cytokine-mediated signaling pathway. Gene Ontology annotation, cellular component: external side of plasma membrane. Bases 1080 to 2627 code for a protein of 515 amino acids. NCBI's taxonomy places the organism in Eukaryota, Metazoa, Chordata, Actinopteri, Pleuronectiformes, Soleidae. Gene Ontology annotation, molecular function: cytokine receptor activity; protein binding.